Molecule: messenger RNA, 136 nt
Organism: Racocetra fulgida
Lineage: Eukaryota; Fungi; Glomeromycota; Glomeromycetes; Diversisporales; Gigasporaceae
Source: the annotation of a GenBank genome assembly
UUCGAAUUCGUCGAGCAACAGACUUAAAUAUUAAAUGGAAAUUGGAAGGCUCAUAUAAAAUUGUUCGAAAUGAAAAUUUUAAGGACAUAAUUGUGAGCAAAUAUGCAAGAAAUGGAAGAGUUAUAGAUAAAGAAGG